GGACGUUGAAGUAAAGGUCUGUGAUAAAAUCCAGAGACAUCAGCGCAAACUAGAAUCAUCCCUUGUAGUCGCAACUGCUCAUGAACACUGUCUUAUCCACCAGAGCUAGCUAAAAGCCCUGCGAGUUCAUCUCUUGGCAAUAAGUACCUAAGACGGCGAGCGCUUCGACGACCGCAGGUUUCCCACUUCUCCUCAUCUUUGUCUCAGCAUUGCUAUCAAAGCCACCAUGGCAGCAACUGAAAUACCCCUAGCUGAUCUCAAAAGUCCCGAAUAUCGAUCCCCAGAACUACUGGAACAGGAGCCACACCAGGUAUUCCAGCAGGUGGAACGAUGGAACGCUCCUCGGUCCAAUGUAUGGAAGACACUAGCGACGUUCUGGAGUUUUCUCGUCAUGGGGAUGAAUGAUUCCGCGUAUGGGCCGUUGAUUCCUUAUCUGGAAACAUACUACGACCUCUCCUACACCGUUGUAUCCAUCUUAUUCUUCUCGCCACUCUUCGGCUACAUCUGCUCCGCAUUACUUAACAAUAAAAUCCACAAUCGAUUCGGUCGUCGUGGCGUCGCCUGGAUUGGCCCCGGGUGCCAUAUCAUCGCCUACAUUGUCAAUUGUCUUCACCCACCGUAUCCAGUCCUGGUGGUUUCGUUCAUCUUCGCAGGUUUUGGAAACGGCCUCGCGGACUCAGGAUGGAAUGCUUGGAUCGGCAAUAUGGCCAAUGCGAACCAAGUCCUGGGGCUUUUGCAUGGCUUCUAUGGAGUCGGAGGCGUGCUUAGCCCGUUCGUUGCCACUUCUCUGAUCACGAGAGCGGAUUUGCCCUGGUAUUACUUUUAUUAUCUCAUGAUCGGUUUAGCGACGAUCGAAUUUGGUUUCUGUCUCGCUGCCUUCUGGGAUGCGGGCGCGCCUGCAACGCAGAAUAACCACCCUGGGGAAGAGACCAAGGGUGGACUGCGUCAGGCCCUUCUCCAAAAACAAUACGCCUGGGUCACAUGGAUCUGCGCUCUUUUCCUUCUCGGAUAUGUAGGCAUUGAAGUUGCUCUGGGCGGCUGGAUCGUGACGUUCAUGAGAAGAGUAAGACAUGGAGAGCCCUUCGCCAGUGGCAUGACUGCUACGGGGUUCUGGCUGGGAAUCACCUGUGGGAGGGUUGUUUUGGGCUUCGUGACGCCUAAAUUGGGGGAGAAGCUGAGUAUCGUUAUAUACUCCCUCCUCGCCAUAACAGCCGGACUGAUCCUCUGGCUCGUACCGGAUUUCUAUUCUUCCGCAGUAGCAGUCUCAUUUCAGGGCUUCUUCCUGGGCCCCUUCUUCCCUGCAGCUGUUGUAGUUGCUACGAAGCUUCUUCCACGAAAUCUUCACGUCAGCGCUAUCGGCUUCGCGGCAGCUGUUGGAGGAGUGGGAGGUUCGGUUUUUCCUUUUGCAAUGGGUGCGCUUGCUGAAGCGCGCGGUGUACAGGUCUUGCAGCCAUUUAUAAUUGCGCUUUCCGCGAGUAUCUUGUUGUUGUGGUUGGGAUUGCCGCGGAUGCCUAAAAAGACGGAGGAUGAUAGAGGUCAUUCGAAUGCUUAACUCGGUUUCCUGAUACCUGAAGUGAUAAUGGCCGGAAUUUAAUGGCUCCACACCCCUCCAGUGGGCAGAUGAGGUACCAGGUCAAAUCUUAUGUUUUUACCAUACGGGAAGUUUAGGCAAAAGU
Molecule: messenger RNA, 1676 nt
Organism: Paecilomyces variotii
Lineage: Eukaryota; Fungi; Ascomycota; Eurotiomycetes; Eurotiales; Thermoascaceae
Product: MFS transporter
Exons: 5
Coding region: 227-1552 (441 amino acids)
Biological process (GO): transmembrane transport
Cellular component (GO): membrane
Molecular function (GO): transmembrane transporter activity
Source: RefSeq, a predicted model, not a curated record